Molecule: messenger RNA, 749 nt
Organism: Astrephomene gubernaculifera
Lineage: Eukaryota; Viridiplantae; Chlorophyta; Chlorophyceae; Chlamydomonadales; Astrephomenaceae
Source: the annotation of a GenBank genome assembly
AGGGGAGGCAGCGGGGGGCGGCAGCCUGCUUCCUGCGGCGGUGGCGGGCUGUGUGGCGGCGGCGGGUGCGGACCUGAACCCGCUGCGGCAGAGGGCGCUGCUGAGGGCGGCGGCGUACGGCAGGCCCUUCUGCCCGCCCUCCUUUCCUAAACAGCUCAUGUACGGGGUUGCAUGUCGGCUGCGGGUGCUGGCGGCUGUGCGCGACCCGCGGGUCGGUCUGCCGCUCACCAUGGCCCAACUGGAGGUGCUGGGGCUGCCCGUGCUGGUGGCGAGGCUCAUCUCCUACAGGCAGUGGCUCCUAGCCUACCGCAUAGCCGGGGUGCUCCGGAACAUACCCGGGGGGGGCACUGCGGGACCCGGGGCAGGGGGGGCAGGGGGGGCAGCAGGCCUCGGACUGCCCGCUACGCCCGGAUCUACCACCCCUACCACCACCACCACCACCACCUCCGCCUCCGCCCCCCCGCUGCUGGGUCAGGAGGCGGUGCUGCUGCAGUGGGCGUGUGCCAAGAUCUCCUCCGCCUCUAUCGCAGGGGGCGGGGCUGCUGCUGCCGCCCCCCGACUGGACGACGGCUCGCUGAAGGACGCUAUUGUGUCCCGGCUGAAGGGCUGUCCGGGGGUGCGGUUCGCACCGCUGGCGGCACAUGCGCUGUCGGUGGGUCGGCGCCGUCUGGCUCUGCGGCUGCUUGAGGAGGAGCGCUCCGCUGCCGCCCAGGUGCCGCUGCUGCUGGGGCUGGCGCUGGGAGGAGGAG